AUGCCUGUUCCGCUAAGGUCGUUGACAAAGGAGGCGGAGUGCACUGGUCGCAUCGAAGGAUGGCUUGGAAAGUUAGAGAUCAAGGGUCAUGAGACUGAUGAGGGCAAGGGGAACGAGAAUGCCCAAGAUGAGAGGGCAAUCUUGGGACUAAGAACCCCGAAGCGGCAACCAAACUCACACGCAACAUUGGACGAGACCUCACCAACCUAUACCUCAUUCUCCGGGCAGAGCAUCUUCGAUGUACCUCUCCGCCGGAACCUGUUUGGUAGCCCGACCCCAAAGUGUGAGAUACGAGACGAUGAUUCGGACACGACCAGGAUUAAUAGCGAUGACUGGACGCUCGUACAGGAAAAAGAGCACGCACUUGAGCGACCGGUGCCACCCAAUUUUUCCCUACUGCCGAGCGCGCCAUCAGCUAGCCUCGACUCUUGUGGCUUAGCUUCAGAUGUGUCCAUAGGUGAAGUCACGCCUGUCCCUGGUCUCAAAGGUAAACCAGCUCUUCUGACGCAAGUUUCUAACGAGCCAAGACCCGUUUGGAUCACAUCUUGUCUGCAAUGCACGAUCGCUGGUCUGCCAUGUUCAAGAACAUAUCCAUACUGUUCUCGAUGCCAGCGGAGUGGCCGUGCCGAAGAGUGUCUACUCCAUCGCCGGUGCUUCGUUUCCGAGGCGCCUAAUUCUACAGAAGUAGCAGGGCGCAAGGCUCCUCUUUUACUCAAGGUGGUAGGCGAAGACGACGGACUCUGGAAGCGCAAGGUCGAACUGGCUGAGGAGUUGUGUGAGAAAUGGGUUAGGGGGCAAGACAAGAAAAAUUGGGUGCUGCCAGACAUCAAUAGCCGAAGACGUGGAUGGCGUACACGCAAGGACGGAAUCAAGAAAGACAAGACAUCACACCCGGGAGAGGGCAUUGGACGUCUGUCUUUCCGCGAAUUGUUCGUUGACAUGAACGAUUGA
This is a messenger RNA of Alternaria atra, 951 nucleotides long. RefSeq lists its product as uncharacterized. Bases 1 to 951 code for a protein of 316 amino acids. The record is from RefSeq and is a predicted model, not a curated record. The transcript has a single exon. Gene Ontology annotation, molecular function: zinc ion binding; DNA-binding transcription factor activity, RNA polymerase II-specific. Gene Ontology annotation, biological process: regulation of DNA-templated transcription. NCBI's taxonomy places the organism in Eukaryota, Fungi, Ascomycota, Dothideomycetes, Pleosporales, Pleosporaceae.